This is a messenger RNA of Anoplopoma fimbria (sablefish), 930 nucleotides long. RefSeq names its product olfactory receptor 142-like. Gene Ontology annotation, molecular function: G protein-coupled receptor activity; olfactory receptor activity. Gene Ontology annotation, biological process: G protein-coupled receptor signaling pathway. The transcript has a single exon. Lineage: Eukaryota; Metazoa; Chordata; Actinopteri; Perciformes; Anoplopomatidae. Gene Ontology annotation, cellular component: membrane. Bases 1 to 930 code for a protein of 309 amino acids. The record is from RefSeq and is a predicted model, not a curated record.
AUGAUCAACUCUACGCACGUUUCCUUUUUCACACUUGCAGCCUACUUUGACACGGGAACUUUGAGGUUAUUUUAUUUUAUGAUGGUCAUGUCUCUAUACAUUGCUAUAGUUAUUGUCAACGUAUUUCUCAUUGCUGUUAUCUGUAUGAACAGAAGCUUACAUGAACCUAUGUACCUUUUUCUGUGCAGCCUGUUUGUAAAUGAACUGUAUGGUAGUACAGGGGUGUUUCCAUUCCUUCUGGUUCAGAUCCUCUCUGACGUUCACACUGUUUCUGCUCCACUUUGUUUCCUGCAGAUUUUCUGUGUCCACACUUAUGGAGCUAUUGAAUAUUUAAACUUAGCCAUCAUGUCUUAUGACAGAUAUCUUGCUAUCUGUUUUCCUCUGCAAUAUAACACACAUAUGACCUCUAAUAAGAUUGCCACUCUUAUUGCUCUGACAUGGUUAUACCCUUUGCUUGCAUGUAUUUUCAUAAUAUAUUUAAAUUCCCAUUCCGAGCUGUGUGGGAACAUCAUUUACAAAGUUUACUGUGACAGCCACUCGGUUGUGAAGCUGGCCUGCUCUGAUACCCGUCUAGUUAACACAUAUGGGCUCAUUGCAUCUUUUGGCACAAUCUUUGGAGCUUUCAUUUUUAUCAUUUACACCUACAUGAGGAUUUUUAAAGUUUGUUUUUCUGGCUCUAAACAGACCAGACAGAAAGCUGUCAGUACCUGCACACCUCACCUUGCUUCCCUCUUGAACUUCUCUGUUGGGGCUAGCUUUGAAUUAAUACAGAGCAGGUUUAAUAUGAACAGUUUACCCAAUAUGAUGCGAAUAUUUUUAUCGUUAUACUGGCUUACAUGUCAACCGCUCUUUAGCCCUGUAAUGUACGGCCUGAAAAUGUCCAAAAUCAGAGUCAUAGGUAAAAGCCUGAUGUCAAAUGUCGGCUUUUGA